This is a messenger RNA of Saccostrea echinata, 2487 nucleotides long. RefSeq names its product polyunsaturated fatty acid 5-lipoxygenase-like. NCBI's taxonomy places the organism in Eukaryota, Metazoa, Mollusca, Bivalvia, Ostreida, Ostreidae. Gene Ontology annotation, molecular function: metal ion binding; protein binding; oxidoreductase activity, acting on single donors with incorporation of molecular oxygen, incorporation of two atoms of oxygen. Gene Ontology annotation, biological process: lipid oxidation. The transcript has 15 exons. The record is from RefSeq and is a predicted model, not a curated record. Bases 18 to 2009 code for a protein of 663 amino acids.
UCAAAUAACAACCUACAAUGACCACGUAUGAAGUUAGAGUGAAGACUGGGGAUAAACUGGGCGCGGGGACAGACGCUAACACAGAAAUCGUCCUACUUGGUAGCUCAGGAAAGCAGACAGAACCUGCUAUUCUUGAUAAUUGGUUUAAAAAUGAUUUUGAACGUGGCAAUACAGAUGUUUUCACCAUUCAAGACAAAACAGAUAUUCCUGAAGUAACUGAAAUCAAGUUGCGAAGAAACAAAGCGGGUUUGUUCAGCGAUUGGUUUGUCGAAAAGGUUGAAGUAACCAACCAGAAGAGCGGAAAGAAUAGUGUUUUUCCAAUACUUCGGUGGAUUCGCCCUGAUGUUGAUCUCUAUUUUGGACGACAUGAUGUCUCUCUGCCACAGUUUGAUCAUCGACCACAACAACGCAGUGCUGAGCUGGAGGAGAAAAGGAAGCUCUAUGAGUAUGAGGAGAAAGCCCCAGGAUUACCCGUACAGGUUAAAAAUAUCCCUGAGGAUGAAGUGUUCUCUUCUUCUUACAAGUUUGACCUGCUUAAAAGGAAAUACACUCUAAAGGCGGGUAAAACGUUUGAGAUGAUUUUUGGUGAUGGAUCAUGGAAAACUUUAGAUGACUUGACAGGUGUCUACUCAGAAACAUUUGGAGAACCUAAGGGGAUGCAGGAUUGGAAGAGUGACGUAAGUUUUGGAUGGCAACGAAUAAACAGUGUCAACCCUAAUCUGAUUCGGCUCUGUACACAUAUACCAGACAAAUUUGGGGUGACAGAGGAAAUGAUCAAACCUUUCCUAGAGGGCCUGACUUUAUCCCAAGCUAUCAACGACAAGCGUUUGUUCAUCAUUGAUCUGGAAAUAUUGGAUGGAAUUUCUCUAGUCGAGGGCUAUGUUUGUCCAAUUCCCAUCGCCCUCUUCUUUGUUAACAGUAAAGAUCAGUUAAUGCCAAUAGCGAUACAACUUUUUCAACAGAAGGGACCAGACAAUCCUGUGUUUCUACCCACUGAUCCACCUUAUACAUGGUUGAUGGCCAAAAUGUGGUACAACAUUGGUGACUCAAAUUAUCACCAAGCGAUAACCCAUCUAGGCUAUACACAUCUAGUUGUGGAAAGCGUGUGCGUAGCAGCCAACAGAUGUCUGUCGCCUUCACAUCCAAUGUUUAAACUGUUGGCUCCACAUCUUCUCUACAUUAUUGCGAUCAAUGACCGUGCUCUUGGCUACCUUGUAUCUCCUGGAGCAUGGAUUGAUAAAACAAUGGUGGUUGGAAGCAAGGGUGUUUUGGAGCUCAGUGCAAAAGGGACAAGCACUUGGAGAAUGGAUGUAGAAGGAACGUAUCCAGAAUUUUUAAAACAAAGAGGGUUAUAUUGCAAGGAUGGAAAAGUUCUGCCUAGAUUUUACCAGCGUGACGAUAGUCUUGAAUUGUUUGAAGCAAUUCGCAGUUACGUCACCAAAUACGUCCAUCUCUAUUACGACACGAGUGAUAAAAUAAAGGACGAUGCUGAAAUUCAAAACUUUGGACGUGAAUUAUCAAUGCCGAAGUGCAAAGGAGGUUGCGGAAUUUUGGGUGUUCCCUUUAAAGACGGGAAGUUCAAUUCAGCAGAGCAGUUGAUACUUGUCUUCACUUCCGUUAUUUACACCAGUAGUGUAGCACAUGCUGCUGUCAAUUUUCCUCAGUACGAUACAUAUGGAUUUCCCCCCAACUAUCCUACCAAAAUCAAAGGAACACCCCCUAAGGAUAAGAAGCCAUUGCAGGAAGAGGAAGUUGUGAAGGCCCUGAUUGACAGGUCCACUACUUUGGACACCAUGAUUAUUACGAAAAUUCUGAGUGCAAGGAGUACCAACGCUUUCGGUGACUUUGAAGUGGACUAUAUAUAUGACCCAGCCGCCGUAACGAUUGUAGAGGAAUUCAGAAAAGAUUUGAAAAAUAUUAGUUCAAAGAUCCAUGAAAGAAAUAAGAAGUUGGUGAGAGUGUAUGAAUAUCUUCUGCCAGAGGAAAUCCCAAAUUCCAUCAGCGUGUGAUUCCGUAUGACAUAUGAAAAAGUGUCCUAUAUGAACACUCAUCUGUAUUUUUUUUUAAAAUUCUUUUUACAAACCAUUCUUCUAGCAUCAAUUGUGUAUUCAUAUUUCAAUAUUGCUUUGGUAAUGCAAAUUUCUUGUAUAUUUCUCUUAGAGACAUAUAGUAUGGUGAAUUGUAUUAACUAAACAAUACUUGUUUUGAUAAAGUAAAUAAAAGUUUUUUGAAAUUCUUAAAUUUAAUUUAAAGUAUAAAUUUAAUCAAGUACAUGGCGGUUUCAGACCACAAGAAGGUUUUAUAUAUUAUGUAAUCACUGUUUACAUAUCAAUCAUAUUCAUAAUUCGACUUCAUUCUGUUGUGAAUUUUUGAUACAGAUAAUAAGAAGUUGAUUAAUAAUUUUAUGGAUUUCUUGACCAAUUAUUACAUAAUUAAUUACAAGUAAUUUCUAUAAUUAAAGUCACAUUAGUGGCAAAGUGCAACAUA